AUGGAGAUGGAGGCAGCUCGCCAUGAGCACCAGGUCAUGCUAAUGAGGCAGGAUUUGAUGAGGCGCCAGGAAGAACUUAGGAGAAUGGAAGAGUUGCAUAACCAAGAAGUCCAAAAACGAAAGCAGCUGGAGCUCAGGCAGCAGGAGGAACGCAGGCGCCAUGAGAAAGAAAUGCGGCCACAACAAGAAAUGAUGCGGCGACAGCAGGAAGGAUUCAAGGGAACCUUCCCUGAUGCGAGAGAGCAAGAGAUACGAAUGGGCCAGAUGGCUAUGGGAGGUGCUAUGGGCAUAAACAACAGAGGUGCAUUGCCCCCUGCUCCUGUGCCAGCUGGUACCCCAGCUCCUCCAGGACCUGCUACUAUGAUGCCAGAUGGAACCUUGGGACUGACCCCUCCAACAACUGAACGCUUUGGCCAAGCUGCUACAAUGGAAGGAAUUGGGGCAAUUGGUGGAACGCCUCCUGCUUUCAAUCGUGCCGCUCCUGGAGCUGAAUUUGCUCCAAACAAACGUCGCCGAUACUAA
This is a messenger RNA of Perognathus longimembris pacificus (Pacific pocket mouse), 522 nucleotides long. RefSeq names its product non-POU domain-containing octamer-binding protein-like. Bases 1 to 522 code for a protein of 173 amino acids. The transcript has a single exon. Lineage: Eukaryota; Metazoa; Chordata; Mammalia; Rodentia; Heteromyidae. The record is from RefSeq and is a predicted model, not a curated record.